Messenger RNA from Cladophialophora yegresii CBS 114405, 669 nucleotides. RefSeq lists its product as uncharacterized. The record is from RefSeq and is a predicted model, not a curated record. The coding region runs from base 1 to 669 and encodes 222 amino acids. The transcript has a single exon. NCBI's taxonomy places the organism in Eukaryota, Fungi, Ascomycota, Eurotiomycetes, Chaetothyriales, Herpotrichiellaceae.
AUGGCCCCUCAAGAAUCUCAGAGCGGAGCAGAUGGACCGCGGAACGGUUCUGCGCGGGCUGCCGCGCUGUCAGAGUCGCAUCACGAUAAGCCACAGUCCGCUCCCUCUGAUCCCGUCGCGGCCCUCGUUUGCCACCCGAGAAGGAGCAAUGUUUUCAACUGCAUCUCUUUGGGACGGCCUCAGGGGAUCAAGGAGCUUGCAGUCAAGGACCUUGAGUAUCGCAAGCGCGCAGAGAAGAAAGAGGCAAAGGCUCGGAAAGACGCUGCAUUGUGGGAGCGCAAGGCACGCAGAAACCGAGAAGGGAGGGAUCGAGACGAGAGAAGGAGGGCAAGCAGAGAGCGAGUCAGGCAAAAUAAAAAGGACAAGGCGCUGAGGCAUGCUGAGGAAAAAAGAGUCGAGGACUAUUAUGGUAUACGUGGCUAUGACCCAAAUGCUGGAAUGCUACGCUCUAAUCGAGAGAGGGCUAUGAAGGCGCGUGCGGAGCAGGGUGAGCAUGUAGGUCAAGAGAGACAAGGACCGCCCAGUCGAAAACUCGACGUGGAACAGACCUGGGGCUUUGAAUACGGAAAGCCAAUACAGCAGGAUGGAAAGGGACAUUAUUCUGGACAUGACGAGAACUGCGGAGAGCACUAUGGGAGCAGUGCCGCUGCGAUUAGUGAUGGAGGUUGA